Molecule: messenger RNA, 1471 nt
Organism: Doryrhamphus excisus (bluestripe pipefish)
Lineage: Eukaryota; Metazoa; Chordata; Actinopteri; Syngnathiformes; Syngnathidae
Gene: kmt5ab
Product: lysine methyltransferase 5Ab
Biological process (GO): regulation of transcription by RNA polymerase II; regulation of DNA damage response, signal transduction by p53 class mediator
Cellular component (GO): polytene chromosome; nucleus
Molecular function (GO): protein binding; transcription regulator activity; histone H4K20 methyltransferase activity
Source: RefSeq, a predicted model, not a curated record
GGAUUUUAAACUCCACGUUUCCACCGCACAGUAGUUUGUUUGUGCCGUCGCACAAUACGAGUAACCGGAAAGCGGACAUCGAGGGGGGUAUAUUUCAUUUACCACCACUCAAGCCGGGCAUGCAUCCGUGAAACUGAAAUGGCAAAAGAGAAGCAACAUGAAGUAAAGACGGACAAAAAACUCGAAAACACCCCAGAACAGAAAACCGCCGCCGAGGACACAAAAGAAAACCAACCGGCUUCAAGUAAGAAGGACUGCACAAGAAAAGCACAGUCCAGUUUCCAGAGUCUGCAUGGUCCCGGCAAACCCCGAUUGCCUCUGAGUGACACGUCAAGCAUGUUGAUUCAGGACGGCAACGCAUCAGACGUCAAUCAUGUGGAAGCUGCGUCCAAUGUCAAGAAAGACAUCCCUAAUGAGCUCCAAUCUACUGUAUGUGAAGCCAAAGUGGGCGGGGCCGAGCGGGACGACCGCGUGUCGAAAGAAGUCUCGCAUCAACCUCAGCAAAAAGAGUUGACGACUCGCUUAAACGUCACCCCUGUGGGAGACCGUAAGGCGUCGCCACCCAAAUCCCGCAGUCGGAACCCUCGCAAGGUCAAAGGGAAAAAGACGGAGAAUAACGCUACCCAAAACAGGAAGGUGACAGACUUCUUUCCCAUCAGGAGAAGUCAUAGAAAAACUAAAGGAGAGCUCAAGAAUGAAGAGCACAAGCACUUAGACGACCUCAUAAAGAACGGCGUCGAGGACGGAAUGCAGGUGCGAGUGAUCGAGGGCAAAGGUCGAGGUGUGUUCGCGUCCCGAGCCUUCACCAAGGGCGACUUUGUGGUGGAGUACCACGGCGACCUGCUGGAACUGGCCGAGGCCAAGCAGCGAGAGGCCCGCUACGCUCAGGACCCCCGAACGGGCUGCUACAUGUACUACUUCCAGUACCACUCCAAAACUUACUGCGUGGACGCCACCGAGGAGACGAGCCGCCUGGGGAGACUCAUCAACCACAGCAAGGCGGGCAACUGCCAGACCAAACUGCACGCCAUCGACAGCGUCCCUCACCUCAUCCUGGUGGCGUCCAGAGACAUCCAGGCCGACGAGGAGCUGCUCUACGACUAUGGAGACCGCAGCAAGGCGUCCAUCUUGGCUCACCCGUGGCUCAAGCACUGAAUACUUUGCAUGGAUACUAACCGGUACUUUUUUUUUUUUUUUUGUCACAUGCGGGGGAAAAUCUUAUGAAUUUCCUUCCAAUUUACAUUUUUUUAAAUGACUUGUAAAAAAAAAAUGGAAUGUGCAUUUUUUUGCAAAUUUUAAUCCUGUUAUUGGGUUUUUUUUACAACUGCUUAUGAAACUGUAGCCUCCACAAUCAUGAAUAUGGAAGGUUACAUGUCUUCUAACACGGCCACGUGUGUAAAUUAUGAACUGUGCUGUACACUUCGGAAUAAAAAGACACUAUGAGCAGAAAUGUGCAGUGGCUGAUAUUCAU